Messenger RNA from Oryctolagus cuniculus (rabbit), 737 nucleotides. The record is from RefSeq and is a predicted model, not a curated record. NCBI's taxonomy places the organism in Eukaryota, Metazoa, Chordata, Mammalia, Lagomorpha, Leporidae.
GUUGUCGAGGACUGGAAGUACGUGGCCAUGGUGGUCGACCGGCUGUUCCUGUGGGUCUUCGUGUUCGUGUGCGUCCUGGGCACCGUGGGGCUCUUCCUGCCUCCCCUCUUCCAGACCCACUCGCCCUCCGAGGGUGCCUAGGCCACCCGGCUGUCCACAGGCCCCUGGGGGAGUGAGCUGAGCACGGACAGGCGGGCAGGUGGCCGCCUGCUCCUGGGUCAUGGCUCAUGAGGCCCUCAGUGCGUACGUGACUGCCAGCCACUCAGGACGGGCGUGGAGCGGGCACCUGCGCUGCCCCCUUGCAGUGCCUUGCAGGAAACCCCAGCAGGAGGCGCCGGCUGUCUUCUUGUACCUGCAGCGGGAAGAAGGACAUGGCCGCCGGCACCACCGUCGCCGCCCACCUCUCCAGCCCUGGCCUCCCACUGGGUUCUCCGCACCCUUAGUCCCUUGCCCUCUGAGGUCUUUCCUGGCUCAGAGCCCUUGCACCUGCUGUAACCUCUAACCGGGCUCUUCCUCAUGCCUCCAAAGCUCUUUCCAGGUCUGUUCUCCCAUGACACCUCCUCCGAGCAGCCCCCCAGAGCAGGGGAAACAUUUCCAACCCCCUCCCUGCCUGCAGCUCUCGUUCAGCGGCUCAUUGGUCACCCACAUCUCACGCCGUGGAGUGCAAGCUCCAUGACAGCAGGGCCUGGGACACAGCUCGGCACGUGGCAGGUGCCCAAUAAAUUAUUCAUUGAAUG